GUGCUUUCCGUAUCUCUUGAUUUGCGUAUGUAGUUUGGGAGGAAAGAAGGGUGGGAAGGGCCCAUCUAGACUUUAUGGCCUCUUGGGAUACUUGAUUCCUGUGGCUUUGAGGUUGUGGAAAGGCAUCAACAGAAGUCCAAGACCCUUCAAAAGAAAUUACGGCCUUGGAAGACAUCUGAAAGACGACUCGGGGCUGUUGUCUCCUGUCCUUGGGGAAACCGGCUGGUCCCUGGAUGAGGAAGAUGGAUAUUGAGAUAAGAUGCAGCAUGUCAGGGGUUCAAUGCGGGGCAGAGCGCGGGGCAUGUUUUCCAUCUGAAGCCCCAAACACAGACAACUUGACUCUCGACAAAAACCCACAACAAUCAACGACCUCACCAUGUCCACACAAGCAGAGACCAAAGCCAAAGCCGAGGCACUCGUGCCAAAGUUCAAGUUCGAAAAGCUGCUGAAUCAAGACCAAGCAGGCCGCCGAACCUCCCUCCUCGGCACAAUCGACUCUCUCCCCGCCCUCCUCAUCCUCGAGCGUGCCCCCUUCCCAUCCUCCCCCGAUUACCUCGCCUCAGUCCCGACCACCCUCCAAACUCUCAAGAACCUAGGUGCUAAUGACAUCUACCACUGGUACCUCGCCAAUUCCUCAUCCCAGAACCCAUCCGACGAGACGGCCGACCUCAAGAUCAACCUCAUCCACCCCUGCACCGAAAAGCACAUCAAGAAAUACUCCAAACAGGGCGUCCGUCUCGUCUCCGAAACACCACAAAUCUACCUCGAGCGUGUCAGGCCGUACAUGCAAGCCCAGCGCGACGCCGGCCGUCUGAACUGGGUGUUCAAUAUUGUUGAAGGGAGGACUGAGGUCGAGGAUGUCAUCUACCGCACACCGUUCGAUGCCGCUUCCCUCAACAAAGAAGGGUUCUUGUUGCUGCCCGACCUGAACUGGGACCGCCAGACACUCGAUGCGCUGCACUUGCUGGGUCUGGUGGAGAGAAGAGACAUUUGGUCCUUGCGCGACCUGAAAAAAAAACACAUCCCUUGGCUGAACCACAUGAAGGAGAAGUUCAUCGAGGCAACGACAAAGGUGUACCCAGCCAUCGAGGCUGACCAGCUGAAACUCUAUGUCCACUACCAGCCCACAUAUUACCACUUUCAUAUUCACAUUGUGCACGUGCAGCUCGAGGCGGGCGCCACGCAGGCGACGGGUAAGGCGGUUGGAUUAGAUAGCAUUAUAUCGCAGUUGGAGACGAUGGGUGGCGGGGACGAAGCGGGCAUGGACCGGGCUACAAUGAGCUACACUCUGGGCGAGGCCAGCGAUCUGUGGGUCGAGGUGUUCGAGCCGCUCAAGCGCGCCGGUGGUAAAGCUUCUCAAUCGCAAUGACGAGGUCAUUGACGCUGGAACCGUGGGGGCAUUCCUUCCAUCGGCCGUUAUCGCGGACGCAGUAGAUCUCCUCGUUGAGGCGGACGGUGCAGCUCUUGGUCACGCCGGCCGCCGAGGUUCUCCUGACGCUGCUUCUGAGCAUACCCAUCCCAUAGGCGCCAUCAUCCUUAGUGGCGCACUCGUUGAGCUUGUCAAAGUCGAUGGCAUGCUCGAGGGCGCAGUCCUCGAUCAAACCGCGCUGGGGGAUGUGGCGGUAGUCCUUAGUUAAGCACAUGACGAACCCGAGAUAGGUCUUCGGGUCUGGGUAAAGGCUUUGGGCGCAGAGCUCAAUGAUGUUGCCGAGGCCUGGAGACAUUGCCUGUUAGUCUUUGGCGCGCUAGAUGUUUAGCACAAGGGUAAACAUACACUCCUCUGCGCCAUGCUUGCAAGCCACUCCGUCAUCGUGUUCGGUUGGUCUGUGGUACACUGUGUCAGGGUCUGUCCAUCAAGGUGCGCAUGCCACAAACGGUGAGGCAAAUAGGGGGGGUGGAGGUGUAGCGUACCGGCCGAUGAACGAGAGGGUAAAGUUGACCUUGUCGAGAGUUUUCUGCAUGACAGGGAGAACGAGAUCGCGGAGGCAGUCCUAUACCGGAGACAAGGGGUUAGCCGCUGAGCUGAGUUUCCACGUCGGCAUCAAAGCAAACAAUACCUUCGCGUCAGGGCACUUGGACAUGAUAUGCGCCUCAAGAGGAACCAACCCCCUUUUGACGCUAGGCUCCACCAUAUUGAUUACCGUCUCAGGCGCCGAGGGUUGCUGAGCGGCAUGGUGAUGGGCGGUGUGUGAGUGAAGCGGGUGGUUUGGGUUCUGCUGGAAGAAGCAGUAGAUGAAUCCGACAACGACAAGAUAUGCGACAGCGAGGAGGAAGCGUCCUGGGCUGAGGCCGCGACGCGGUGGGAUGAGCGGCAUUCCGGGGUUGCCAGCGGGGUAUUUCUCGUCCAUCCCCAUCUUUGGUGGUGAUGUUGAUGAGAUGAUGUAUACAAAAAGAUGCAAGAUAACGGAUAUGGUUGCAGGUGAUUUGGGUUGCGGCGCAGUGCUGGCUGGUGGUUGUCUUGGCUGAGGAUGCGAGGGGAGAAGAAGAAAAUUGGACUGGACGCCAAGUGCCAAGGUUGGGGUUUUUGGAGAGCUAAUGAUGUGGGGUGGUUUAGCUGUUGAGACUUGCAGUUGUCAGUCAGUCAAGACGGGAUGUUCUGGUUGAUGGAAGUGCUUGACAUCAAGAUACUGGAGAGAUGCCACCAACCCGAGUCGCAUCACAAAGCUAGGUAUCCGGAAGUCUGGAGGCUGACACGGGACAAUGGAGCUCAAUCAUGUGAACCAGCGGACGUGGAUCCGGCAAACUCCC
Messenger RNA from Podospora bellae-mahoneyi, 2748 nucleotides. RefSeq lists its product as uncharacterized. The coding region runs from base 377 to 1369 and encodes 330 amino acids. Gene Ontology annotation, molecular function: RNA 7-methylguanosine cap binding; hydrolase activity. NCBI's taxonomy places the organism in Eukaryota, Fungi, Ascomycota, Sordariomycetes, Sordariales, Podosporaceae. The record is from RefSeq and is a predicted model, not a curated record. The transcript is spliced from 2 exons. Gene Ontology annotation, cellular component: nucleus; P-body. Gene Ontology annotation, biological process: deadenylation-dependent decapping of nuclear-transcribed mRNA.